ACUGCUUUAGAAUUAUUUUGUAAACAUUCGAUAGGUAUAUACUUUAGAAACUACAAUACUUUAUUGUAUUCAGCGUCAGUUAUUUGUUAUUAGUAUCAACAUGGAAUCGAUUUUGAGCUGUCGUUAUUCUACCCUAGGCUAACUUCGCUAAGGCUAAGCCGCUGACUACAGUCUCUGAUCUUUGCACAAUAUCCAGUACUACAAUCCUUAACGUCAAAUGAUUCUUUAAUUUGACAAUUUCUCAACAAGCCAGCGUGAAAAGAUGCCUGGCAAGCUGAAGAUAAGGAUUGUCGCUGCUCGCAGCUUGCCGGUAAUGGACCGAGCAAGUGAUCUGACAGAUGCUUUUGUUGAGGUGAGGUUUGCAAAUGAGACGUACAAGACUGAUGUGUUCCGCAAGUCACUGAACCCUCAGUGGAAUUCAGACUGGUUUAAAUUUGAGGUGGAUGAUGAAGUCCUGCAGGACGAAGCAUUGGAAUUAAGGGUAUUGGAUUAUGACACAUACUCUGCCCAUGAUGUCAUUGGUAAGGUGUAUGUCGAUCUUAAGCCAUUGCUGACCAGAACUGACCCUCACAUCAUCAGUGGAUGGUUUCCUAUCUAUGAUACCAUGCAUGGUGUGAGAGGUGAGCUCAAUGUUUUGGUGAAGGUGGAACUAUUCACAGAUUUCAACAAGUUCAGGCAGUCCUCUUGUGGGAUUCAGUUCUUCUGCACUGCUGAACUUCCAGCCAAUCAUCGACUGCUGUGUAUUAUGGGGUUCGUGGAGGAACUUGUCGUCAAUGAUGACCCUGAAUAUCAAUGGAUUGACAAAAUACGUACACCGCGGGCUUCCAACGAGGCACGGCAGAAACUCUUCUCAAAACUCUCUGGAGAGUUGCAGAGAAAAAUUGGAGUGAAAGUCCUUGAACUUGGUGGUAAUGCUGUUAUUGGAUAUCAGCAAUGUUUUGACUUGGAGGGUGAAUCCGGGAUUGUAGUUCGAGGUAUCGGGACUGCUGUUACACUCACAAAAAUCUCAGGACAAAUGUCGCCUCAUGGAAUUUCACCACAUAGAGACAUGAGACGUGUUAGCUUCCAUCGGACUAGUCCCAGGAAUCAUCUUCAAGCGACCACGUCGCCAUCAACAUCUCCGAAAACACAAAUAACAUGUGGGUCGCCUCCGCCAUCGGCCCCAGCCUCGUUUCCAGGUUACAGUUUCUUCAGUUUCUCUUCUAGCUCUCCGGUUCCCGAGGACUCUGUCCCCACCAUCUCCCCACCCUGUCCACACAGCCAGCGGCGAUCGGCGUCGCCUGUCCGGGUGGCCAUUCCCACACUCAACCGAAGAUCAUCGGAAUCCGACAUCAACUCGCCUUCCAGAGGAAACAGCUACACUGGCAGCAGUGGCAGCGGUAGUAAUGCUGGAAGUAGUGGUAAGCUGACCUUAGCGAACAAGCUGAAUUGUCAACCAACCAACAUCGAACUGCUUGAGUUUCCUUUCUUUACAAUGACAAAGUUUCCUCCUGGUUUCAUUGUUCAUCUUGGUGGUGUGGUGUCGGCUCGAUCGGUCAAACUUCUUGACAAGAUACACAAUCCAGAGGAGCCUGAAACACGAGACGUGUGGUGGAGUGAGAUUCGAAUGGAGAUAAGAUCUCACGCCAGAUCCAUGGGGUGUUAUGCUGUGCUGGGAUACACAGAAAAAACAUCUAUUAGUGAGGAAAUCAUCAUCCUGUCAGCCAUGGGUACGGCUGCCAAGGUAAACCUGGCUGUCGACCAGUGCACUCCAAACGUGAAGGCGGCCAUAACACCACAAACGUCCUCACCGGCUGAGAAGGUUCUGCCCAGUAAGGAGAAGGAGAAGGAGAAAAAGUUGUUUGUGGACAUUAACCUGGCGAACCGAUCGGCUCAGAAACACCUGUCAGGCAACACUGAUGUUCUCGAGGAUGGUUCUUCAGUGUACAACUGUACCCAGUGUCACAUUCCAUACAAAGCAAGCAGUCUGCCAUUCCAGAUCAAACUCACAUCAUGUGCAGUAUGCAGACGGAAGCGAGUCCCAGAUGUGCUGUUUACAACCAUUGAUCUUCCUGAUGACUUGCAGACAUGUGGACGGGGAACCCUCAUUCAGGCCAGAAUUGUCAGACAGAAACUAAAGACAAAAGGAGAAAACAGUGCCAAAGAAGUUAGUGAUAGUCUUCCAUUUAUGGAGUAUGAACUUCACAGUCAGCUAAUGAACAAACUAAAAAUCAAAGGGAUGAAUGCUGUGUUUGGUCUGAAGGUUCAAGUCUGUGUUGGUGAAACCAUGAUGUUGUCAAUUGGGAUUGCCACAGCAGUGUUUCUUGCUCCACUUCCAUCGCCAACAGUUCCAAUAGUUACUAGUCCGGUAACGUCAGAAGUUGAGACUGCCAGGCUUAAUGAUCUGCAGAAGAAAAUUACCGAGAAAGUUCAGCAAAAUCGAGAACGUUUCCACUUGGACAAUGUGGAGAUACAAGGUCAGCCUAGUCCACGUAGCACACUGACUGAUGAAAGUGAAGACGACCAACCAGAUUUGGAUACUUCAGUUAUAAACAAAGAAAUUUUCGUACUUGAGAUAGACGAUAUUAAAGAUGAGAUGAUAAAAGAUGUUCUGCAAGACUUGUAUCCCCCAGAUGGAUUUCAAAUCUGUAAUACCCACUUUCCACCUGGUAUACCGAGAGAAAAUCUCAUCUCAAACCUGCAGAUGUUUUCCCAUGUGUGGACCGGAAGAUUUUCACCUCAGACUAGCAACAAGUCAGCAUUUUCAGAAUUGUUUCAUGGUGUGCUUAGAAAAGUAUUUUUCAAAUUACGCAAAAUGACUCCAUGUUGUUUGACAGAGGUCGACUUCAUUGUUGAAAUUCCAGAUGAGGAUGAACUACAGAUUUCCGUAACAGGCUGCUGUCUUCGUCUUGUUGAUACUAUCCCGAUAGCACAAACACUGCUCCAGUUACCCUCUGGCAAGGGAUCGGCAAAAUCCAAAACUGAGGGUGAUGAUCUUAUGUUCCCUAUGGAUUUUGAUAAUGCCCCGUCCAGUACCAGUAAAGCAAGACAGCUUACGAAGCCUGAUGUGAAGAGGUCAACUUCGCAGAUUGCACAAAAAAUAUUUCCUCAGCUUGGAUUUGGUGUGGAAUUGUCCUUACAGCCAGUGGUGACAGGUGGACAAAUUGACAAAUACCUUGGAAACUACAACUUCUUCUUUAUUCGAGAGAGCACGUCAUUAAGAGAGGAAGGUGGUUUGGGAGGCUUGAUGCAGCGUUUUAUUGCCGAGAUCCUGGCUGUCGUACGAGGAAAUGUCAUAUCUCUGGGUGGUAACGCGCUGGUCGCCUACAGGAUGACCCAGUGUGUCGUGUUCAGCAAUGCCAACAAGAACCAGUGCCAGUGUUUGAUUAAUGUGUGUGGUGAUGCAGUCAGUGCAGUGUAUGGUGCAGACAUUUCGGUUACGUCUUCGUUGAAUGAAUCACAGACGGUGACAGCAGAUACUUCAGUGGUUGAUAGCUGAGGCUCGUACCUAUCGGAUGAUGCAGUAUAAUUCUUCCUUUAUGUUUCUUCAAAGAUGAAACCGACUUUGGAUGGAAAUAAAAAAAUGGAAUCCUCUGCUGCAUCUUGAAAAGUAUUGGGUAUAUAGUGAGCUAUUUCUUCAAACAAGGACAAUAUGAACGGAGUGUCAUUGAAUGAAUGGCUCAUGUGGAUAGAUAUCGGAUCAGCAGACAUGUUAACUAGGCGGGAACAGCCCUCCCUCUGUCUGUCAUGGAGGCAUCCUCUAUAAGUGACAGAAUGUUAAAUACCGUGUCUUUAGUAUACUUGGUAUACUAGCGGCGCCUCAGUAAGGAAGAAGCAAUCAUACAGCUUAAUAAGGCUGCUUUAUUUACCUUUUAAGUUAAAGGCUUGAGCCCAGAAAUGUUUGAGUAGUGAAAAUACAAUGCCAUUUCUUUACAAAAGUGUAAAAUUCAUGACUUUAUUACACUGACAUAGUAUUACAUGUGGUCGUCAGAACAAUCGACAGCAAAAGUGCUGGGGUCUAAUUCACAAAGGUCUCUUAGGCUCUGCUAGACAAUAAAGCAUCCUCUUUGCAAGUCUUUUAGUAUUGCACAGCAAGAUCGCAAAGUUGUGAGUGUUUAGUGAAUAGGCCCAUGGUCGGAACUUUAAAGUGUCGGUUGGGCCCGAUCACGAGGGAUAGAACCCUGCUUUACUUCAUUUGACAAUUUCCACUAUGUACUAAUCAAAAUUAUACUCAGGUGAUUUUCCAGUUUUAUAUAUUAUUUAUGAAAAUCCUUGGAAUAAAAACCACAAAAUUGUGUCUAUUAUCGUGACCUGUUACUAGGGGUGCAACGAUAUGGUCAAAACCGUAUUGUGAUAUAUGAAACUGUAUUGCAAUAUAGUUGAUAUUAUUUAAAUUUAAUAUUUAUGGGUUGGGUUUUUUUUUAAUGAAAACAGAAGGCAUAAUUUUUUAAUGAUCUUUAUUAGUUUCAGCUGUCGGGCUAAAUGAUUUAGGCCAUAUUUUUAUUUUUUAACACAAUACUAGUCUACUAGAACACCGGUGUGACUGUGUCAAACUAUAAGUUGUCACAUUCGGAAAUCCUUACUACUGGGCUUUUCCGUUGCUGUUCGCUUGACACGGAAAUGUACAUUUUGAGUCGCAAUGUUACGGCAGAUCGACGGAACCAGAGCCGAAGUUAUUAACAGAGGUGUUUUGAACGAUCGGCCGAAGUAUUCCGAGUUCAGUGAAAAACAGCGAAGUGUGAUUCUCAUUUGUUGGUUUAUUUCUUUGAAGAUGAUAGCCGUAGCCGUAUUCCAACGUAAAUGAACAAUGAAU
Molecule: messenger RNA, 4792 nt
Organism: Gigantopelta aegis
Lineage: Eukaryota; Metazoa; Mollusca; Gastropoda; Neomphalida; Peltospiridae
Product: C2 domain-containing protein 5-like
Exons: 32
Coding region: 263-3478 (1071 amino acids)
Biological process (GO): intracellular protein transmembrane transport; positive regulation of protein targeting to membrane; positive regulation of vesicle fusion
Cellular component (GO): plasma membrane
Molecular function (GO): calcium ion binding; calcium-dependent phospholipid binding
Source: RefSeq, a predicted model, not a curated record